Acanthaster planci (crown-of-thorns starfish) is the source of this 5630-nucleotide messenger RNA. RefSeq lists its product as uncharacterized. The record is from RefSeq and is a predicted model, not a curated record. Gene Ontology annotation, cellular component: plasma membrane. Gene Ontology annotation, molecular function: signaling receptor activity. NCBI's taxonomy places the organism in Eukaryota, Metazoa, Echinodermata, Asteroidea, Valvatida, Acanthasteridae. Gene Ontology annotation, biological process: signal transduction.
UUAAUAACGUGUCAGAUGUUACCAUUACAGUGUUGUGGCAUGGUCUUGCUCAUUCAAAGCACUGCCUUUCAGAGGAUUUCUGGAUGAUCAGGACCAUCGACAUUUCAGUGGGUGAUGUACGCAAGCUGUUCGGCGUACUCGAAAGACUGUUCAUAGAGCCCGAAGCCAGUGUGACCACGGCAAUGUUAAGGGGAAUAGCUGAACAAACGUCUGCACUAGUAAGGUGUCUGCACUAGUUAGGAAGAAGUCAUGGGUUUGAAUCGUACCCGAGCAAAGUGAUGGCGAUGUUUUCGCAACCUAUCAUCGAAGCACACCGAGAAUCUAGUGUAAAUGCAUCCGUUGGUACAAGGGCAAAAGCUAGUGCCAUAAGAAAGAACAAAUCCAAUCCAACAAAAACAAUAGGCUACGUUUUUUCAAGCUUGAAGCAGCCUAGGAUCGCUUUAUGUGAUUGAUAAAAGAUGGCGUCUGCGAAAUGGCAUCUGCAAAUGCUCAGGGCAGUGGUUUUCGUGGUGACAUUAUCAUUUGCAUCCAGCUAUCUACCGACCGAGUCCGAUGCGUACGACACCGCUUGCUUUGUCCCUUCUUCUGAACGACCUCGUGACGGAGACAAGCUUCUCGAUUUUGAGAUGUUUCUCCCUCCAUAUUUUGGUGACGUCUCUAUCGAGUACCUGAGUUUUCCUAAUGGAUCGUGUGGGCUCGACUCAUAUGUGCUUCUGCGAGAUAGAUAUUUUUUGAUCCAGUUCAAGGAUAUGAUUCAGCGUGAAGCAAGUGCAUUUUUCAGCCAUUGUAUGUUGGACAACCAGCGAAACAUGACACCGCCGUUCCGUUUCACAGUCAUGUCAUUGGGCCCAGUAGACUCUUCGAAGCUAGUUCCGGAUGAGGAAUUUAGCCGUCUUCCGGCUGAGUGGAUAUCAACAGGCGUUAUCUUCCGUGUACAUGUGGAUAACAUUACCGUGGGGCAUCAUGUUCUGAAUUGCGACAUACCGUAUAUGCUGAAGAUGGAGCAAUCUCAGUACAACCUAAACUUCACCCUGCUAAUAAAUGGUUGUCCAUCGGGUAAAUAUGGCGGGAGCUGUGACCAAAGUUGCCACUGCGCCGAAGGAGUGGAGUGCCACAGUUUCAACGGUGUGUGCAUGUGUCCACUUGGACUGGAAGGGACUUCGUGUGACCAACAUAAGCCAGUGAACACGGUACAGACGCACCACAUAUUCGUCCCCUAUGGAGAGACAUUCACUCUGACGUGCACGGUGCACGGAAUGCCAUUACCUCGGGCGUGGUCGUGGACCAAAAUUGGGCAGACCACGCCCCUGCUGGCUACCUCCCGUGAAGAGACGAUGCCAUAUUCUCCAAGGCCCGUUGUAAUCCAAAGUAUUGUAGAGGCCAAAAAUACAUCUGUCAACGGCGCCUAUGUGUGUGAGGUUAUUGACUGGAAUGGAACUCCACACAGACAGCUUGUUAAUGUCACAGUCAUGGCCAUUCCCGAGCCAUUCGUGCAAGUUCCUCAGAACCAAACCGCCCUCGUUGGCAGCAACGUUACCUUCACUUGCAAGAUCAGAAGGGAUGCCGGGGUAAUCCGAUGGGUCAGAGGUCAGAAGCAGCUACCAAACGAAGCAGCUGCGAUCAACGACCUACCUGGCCGGUUCCAGAUAUUUCAUCCCUCGGAGGGAGUUUCCAGUCUUCGCAUCUUGAGAUUGGAGUUUGGGGACGAGGAAGUGUUCAGGUGUUAUGCAGGACACACGUUCCGGGCACCAGACUUGAUGUAUGCAGAGGCAAGGCUCAAAGUUCAGUCGGAUCCCUAUCCCGAGUGUUCCUUCAACAAGGUCACCAACACCCUAUCGGGUCAGAAGCUGACUCUCCGGUGCCUGGUGAUGCAAGCUAAGCCGGUACCCCGGCUGAACUGGGGAGUGCAAGGAUUACAUUCCAAGCCCAUGACGUUCGAGCACCGCUCCGACGACGGCUUCUCCUACAACAUUAACACCUCCUUAACCCUUGUACCUGGGCCAGAUGAUGAUGGGAAGAGGUUGUCUCUCUCCCUAACCAGUCCAGCAUGGACAGGAACCAGAGAAGUGGAGACAUCACUGAAUGUCUCAUAUGCGCCCAUUGUCGCAGUCAGCCCAGACCCAGUAACAGUUAUCGAGGGCCAGGUUGUUACCGUCUUUUGCUCGGCCAAGGCCAACCCAGACCAGGUGGACGUUAUCUGGACCCUUAGAUCUUCCAGCAAGCCAGUCGCCUCUGUGUCCAGCAGUCUAACGUACACGUUCAAGAAUAUCGACAUGGAAUAUGACAGGGCUAACCUGACAUGUUCCGUCGGAAACACCAUUGGCAAAACUGAAAAGACUGUGCAGAUCAAAGUAACAGGCAAUAGCAUUUCCAUCGCAACAAAGAUAGGCUUCAGUGUAUCAGGAGCUGCGUGUUUUAUGAUGCUGCUUAUCGCAAGCGUCGUCUCUCGUCGCUAUCGCAAGGAAAUCAAGCUUUGGUGGGCUCAAAAAGCCGGAAAAACAGGAGAUAAAGAUUUUGACGUGUUCAUCUCCUACAAGAGCAGCAGCCCUGACGAGGAGUUUGUGAUGCACGAGCUGAUCCCUCGACUGGAGCAGGCUGGAUACCGUGUCUGCGUCCAUUACAGAUACUUCCUGCCUGGCAGAAGUAUCAUUGAAAACAUUGCGGAUGCGGUCCAUCGUAGCCGUAAGACACUCCUCCUAUUGUCUCCAGGUUUCAUCGAAAGCGAGUGGUGCUGCUAUGAGUUCCAGGCUGCUCUCUCCCAGAUGUUACACCUCCAGUCGGACCUCAUACCCGUCAUCUUUGAGGACCUGGGACCCCAGGAGAAUCUGUCCUCAGAUCUGCAGACGAUACUGAGGACACUGUCCUACGUCACCUGGCCCGGUGCCAUCCAGCAGGGCCGCAACCAGACCGACGCUGACCUGGAACGCUUCUGGAAGCUGCUGUGGCAGUCGCUCCCACCGAUCCGUGUUGGACAGGACGAGCAGGCGGUUGGUACCGUAGAGCUGGAUUUGCAGAUCAAUCAGGAACAGCGUGCUAGAAUGGAUGGAUUUGAACAUGACCACUUGGCUGGAGAUAGGGCUUUUUUAUUUUCUUAUUGACGAGGCUGUGACGAAGACCCGAUUACUUGAUGGGAAGUUGUGCAGUGGGAACACUAUUUUGUUUCAACGUUGAAUAUUCUACCAGCGUUUUUAACGUUAAUACAACGUUAUGUAUCCCAGAGUGAUUACAGUGCAGACGAAUUGCAUGUAUUUUACAUCCCCCUGGUAUACAACAUUACACCGAGAUUGGUAGAGGAUUGAAUAAAACCCAAUGUUGUCAUGUAAAAGCAAGUACAUGUAAUGUCAAUCAAAAGAACGGGACAAACACAGGAUGGCUGUGCAAGAACUUCAACAACCUUUAGUCACUAGACACGCCCUUUUAAACACACACACUGCACUAUGAGAACCAUUCAACCUUUAAGCAAUGAACCAAUACCAAAUCAGUAUCUUAGUCAACCGCAUACUUCUGGAUUAUCCGGUUCGUAAGUGACUUCGUUAUACACGCGGAAGCGUCACUGAUUGCAGGCUCUCAUUGGACAAACGUGGUUCCAUCAUCUCUGUGUGCAGUGGGCGAUGUUGAAACUGCAGUGACGUCACACUUAUGAACCCGAUUGUUACCAUUUUUCAGGAAUUCGUCAGGUAUUUACUAAUUCAAAUCACACAAUAUACCACACCCAUGCAAUAUCUGCAUGGAUUGAGAUUGGUAACAUUUUCCCAUAGGUGCACAGAAAACUGCAACGGCUAGGCAUACCCUAGAGUCCGUAUUAGGACUUCAAUGUGUCUUAAUCCACCUAAGCCCACAGGUGUUCCUUUUAUAGAGCGUUUUGGAUUUUCAGUUUAUAUCUCCCUUUUUUCUGUGCAGAGUAUACUCUAACUUUUGUUUCUAACUAAAGUGGUUAAAAAAGUUCAUUUGCUCUUGUAUUUUGUGCUAGGCGGCCCAAAAAAAAUUUAACGGUGAACAAGGUCGAUUUACCAAUUUUUCCUAGAAGUCUUUGACAUCAUAUUUUGAAUUUUGCACAUGCUGCCUAUCGAUAUAAAUCAGUAUCACAGCAGUUGGUUAAACAGUAUAACACUGAAUAGAGUAUAGACUUACUUACAGUAAAGUGUAAAACUAUGUAGCUUAUUAUGUCUCUGACAUAACUGUAAAAGAUUUGAUCAAGUGUAAUUCUUUCCUCGGCUUUUAUUUUUAAAUUGACUAGUUUCGAUCACAUUAUUUGAAUAUAUUGGACGCUUAAAGAGCACCUCUAUGUUAAACGUGUUUUCUCUGACUUUAUCUGUUCAAAACAAUAUGGAAGCAUCCAAAUCGAACGUAGUGAUUCUUUUUUCUUUGGAGUAUAACUGUAACAAGCUCAAAAGGGCUGCUUUAAUGUUCAUGCCAAGUUGCGAAUUCUGAAGGCAGAUUGCGUUGCCCCCCCCCAAAAAAAAAACAACGAGAAACGAGGGGAACCUCGAUGUGGUUGUAGUGGAUACCCUUGUGCGUGUCAAACAAUGGCUACAUGCACUGUUUGGCAUACACAAGGGUUUAUCCACUACAGGGGGCGAGGGUUCCCCUUGUUUUCUCUGUUUUCUCCGAAUGACGCAAUCUACAUUCAGAACUCGAAUAUUGACAUGAACAGAAUAAAAGCCUUUUUUUGUUUAUUAUAGGUGAGCUCUGAAGACACAGGACACUGCGUUGGAUUUGGAUGCUUUAAUAUAUAUUUGAGUAGAUAAAAUCAGAGAAAACAUGUUUUCCUUAAAGGUGCUUUUUGAGAAUUCACGUUCAGAUUUUUUUGUGUAGUGUUUGCUCACCUUUUGAGAAGUAACGGAGUACUUACCGCAGUAUAUUGAUUUGCUUCUUUGAAGUUUUGAUGUCUGAAAAAAUGUGUCGUGCAUUCGGUGUGUGAAAACAUGUAGAUUGGUAGAGUAAUAUCUUGUCUCUGUUGUAAUGAUCAUAGGAAAGAUAAAGUCGCUUUACAUGAAUAAGCAAAAACUUAUAUUUAGGUAUCUAAUGAUUUACAGCAUUUUACGGAUAAUUGUGUGAUCAAAGUUUCCAGUUAAGUCACGAGUUGAAAGAAUAUCGUAAAUAUGAUACACGCUUCAGGUUAUGUAAUUGUAAUGCAUUUAAUCAUAAAAACUGUCAGAUUUAGGUUUAAUAUUCACGGAGGUUGGCGACUCCGGCCUCUACUCAGUUGACCGAAGGUUCAUCAGUCUGAAGACUCGAUGUCUGAGUAUAUUAUGUUGCCGGGGCAAUCCGUUAGAAAAUAAACAAAGGUUCUUCCCAAACAUCUGUUGCAAUGGUCCAAUAGUUCCGUAAUCCAUAGUUUGUUAAUCCAAAGGCUCAGUAGUCAUGAGUGAGAAUCUACAUGUAUUAUUCCAAAAAUACAGUAGUCCAAAAUGAACAUAAAGUUUAUUUGAUCAAAGUUUCAUUAUUCAAAUGACCCCCGUGCAACACCAUCUGUAGAGAUUAAGAUUGGGAACGCUUUCCAUACGAGCUAAAAACAUUCGAAUGACUCCACAGGAGUGGAGAUAAAAGCAGUGAAAAGUAUAUUUGCGAACCUUGUAGAUAUCCUUCUUUUCCUGGAAGGCUAGAAAGUAAAAACUUUUUCUCUCAUA